AUGUCCAUCUAUCAACUCCAUUCAUUCCAUCCGCUACACUAUCACAAAGUCACGCUACUAACACCUACCAGGACCAAGAGAACAAAGAAGGUUGGAAUCACCGGUAAGUACGGUGUCAGAUACGGUUCUUCUCUGAGAAGACAAUGUAAGAAGUUGGAAGUUCAGCAACACUCCAAGUACGACUGCUCGUUCUGCGGUAAGAAGACCGUCAAGAGAGAGUCGACUGGUAUCUGGUCUUGCAAGUCUUGUAAGAAGACCGUUGCCGGAGGUGCUUACACCGUUUCCACCGCUGCUGCUGCCACCAUCAGAUCAUCUAUCCGUCGUCUGAGAGAAUUGGCUGAGGCCUAA
Kuraishia capsulata CBS 1993 is the source of this 348-nucleotide messenger RNA. RefSeq lists its product as uncharacterized. Bases 1 to 348 code for a protein of 115 amino acids. Gene Ontology annotation, biological process: translation. The record is from RefSeq and is a predicted model, not a curated record. Gene Ontology annotation, molecular function: structural constituent of ribosome. The transcript has a single exon. Gene Ontology annotation, cellular component: ribosome. NCBI's taxonomy places the organism in Eukaryota, Fungi, Ascomycota, Pichiomycetes, Pichiales, Pichiaceae.